Molecule: messenger RNA, 1973 nt
Organism: Passer montanus (Eurasian tree sparrow)
Lineage: Eukaryota; Metazoa; Chordata; Aves; Passeriformes; Passeridae
Gene: GC
Product: GC vitamin D binding protein
Exons: 12
Coding region: 152-1783 (543 amino acids)
Biological process (GO): vitamin transport
Cellular component (GO): blood microparticle; cytoplasm
Molecular function (GO): vitamin transmembrane transporter activity; vitamin D binding
Source: RefSeq, a predicted model, not a curated record
CUGACAUCCCAAAAAAAAGCAGGAUCAGACACUGUCCCCAGCACACAGGGCUUGCCACUCACCGAGAGCUUCUUCUCCUCCUGUUGCUCGUGUUGCUCCCGGCAUCCUUCACAGAUCCCGAGGUUUCACCCAUCCCUGUUUUCCCAAGUUAAUGAUUCAGACUGGCUGGAUCCCCGGGGGGCUGGCAGCCAGGCCCCAGCUGGCAGGCCAAGGAUGCUUGCCCUCUGGGGUUAAUCAUUCUCUCGGCCGCUGCCCCUGCCUCCAUAAAAACUCGGGGAUGGGAUUCCCGGUGCCGAUUCCCGGCAGGAGGAGGAGAGCCGGCUCCAGCAUGAGGGCAGCUCUGGCGCUGCUGCCUCUCCUGGCCGCUGCACAGGCGCUACACCGAGGGAAAGCUUAUGUCCGGGAGAAAGUCUGCCAGGAGUACAAGAUCCUGGGAAAGGAGAACUUCAGAACCAUGACCAUGGUUGCCAACAGCCGCAAAUAUUCCAACGGCACCUUCGAGGAGAUCGGCAGCCUCGUGCGGGAGAUCGUCUCCCUGGCCGAGACCUGCUGCGCCGACGGGGCUGACCCCUCCUGCUACGACGCCGGGUCCACGGCGCUGUCGGUGAAGUCGUGCAGCGCGGGCUCGCCCUUCCCGGCGCAUCCCGGCACGGCGGAGUGCUGCGCGCAGCAGGGCCUGGAGCGCAAGCUGUGCCUGGCGGCGCUGCGGCACCCGGCCCCGCCCGGGCUGCCCCGCUUCCUGCAGCCCUCCGACAGGGAGCUCUGCCGCGCCUUCCGCCAGGACCCCCGCGAGUUCGCCGACAGGUUUCUCUAUGAGUACUCCAGCAGCUACAGCCAGGCUCCCCUGCCCGUGCUCCUGGCCUCCACCACCUCCUUCCUCUCCAUGGUCUCCACCUGCUGCAUCUCCCCUGCGCCCACUGCCUGCUUCCUGAAGGAGAAACUGGAGAGGAAAACCCUCUCCCUACUCACCCUGACGUCAAACCGGAUUUGCUCCCGCUUCUCGGCCUAUGGCAAGGACAAAGUCAGCUUCAGCUACCUGGCCUCGCUGGCCCAGAAGGUUCCCACUGCUCCCUUCGAGGACCUUCUGCCCCUGGCCGAGGGCGCUGCCGAGGUCUCCUACCAGUGCUGUGACUCCCUGGCCGAGGACUGCAUGCAGAAGAAGCUCCUGGAGCACACGGCCAAAGUCUGCGCGGCGCUGUCGGCCCGCGACGCGCGCUUCGCCGCCUGCUGCAAGGGGAAAAACCUGAUGGAAAACCAUUUCUGCAUCCUGGCCAUGCUCCCAGCGCCGGCUCCCGAGCUGCCAGCGCCGCCCGAGCCCACCAACAAGGAGCUGUGUGCCAAGGACGGGGCUCUCCAUGCCACCAGGUUCCUGUUUGAGCUGGCCCGCAGGCACCCCAGCCUCCCCGACGCCGUCCUCGCCAAGCUCUACGACUCCUCUGGGAAACUCCGCGGGGAAUGCUGCUCCUCCAGUGACCCCUCCGCCUGCUGGGACAGCAAGCGCAAGCGGAUAGGAGCGGAGCUGCUGCCCUUCCUGGAAAAGGCCAACCUGCUCUGCGGGCAGCACAACCAGCUGCCUUUCCUCGACUUCAAGAAGAGGCUGCGCGACAGCCUGGCGCAGGCCGAGCCCCAGCCCGGCCCGGAGCAGCUGGAGCAGCUCCUGGAGCAGCGAGCAUCCUUCGCCUCCACCUGCUGCCUGCCGGGCGCUCCGCCGCUGCUCUGCGCUUCCAAGGUGAGCUCGGAGCUGGGGGAGCUGUGCCAGAAGGGCUCCUGCCUGCUGGGAUAGCGGGGAUCGCUCCUCCAAGGAUGGCGCACGGACGGAGGGGGAGCCCGAGCUGCGGGAACGCGCAGGAACGGCACGGGGGACAUCGGGAGGGAGCAGCGGGGAGCUGGGCUGGAGGAGGUCCGGCAGACGGGAGGGGUCCCCGAGCCCGCACCUUGUAUUCCUGCAGCCAAAAUAAAGAGAAGCAAAGCGC